AUGGAUCCGAAGAGUGAGGUAAACAACGUCGAAGAUGCAACUCCACAUGCGCCCAAGUCCCGCCACGUGAACGCGCGUGUGGUUCCAAUGCAGCAAGAAGCACAAGAGGACCUCGUCCAUAUUGAUCUCACCUGGCGAUCAUGGAUGGUCGUCUUCGUGAGCUGCUUCGCAAUCAUGGCGCAAGUUUACGUCGUGGUGGCUGCCGGAAGUGUGAUAGCUUUCAUCGUUCGCGACUUGGGACAGCCUGCUAUCUCAGGUUGGAUCAUCCAGGGCCCUCUCCUGAUGCAGACCGUGCUGUCCCCGCUUGUCGGUCGGCUUUCUGACGUCCUCGACCGUAAACUAUUUGCUUCGAUACCUCCUCUGAUCGCAGUCGCCGGUAGUAUCAUAUGUGCCAAAGCAACAUCCAUGCAGAUGCUAAUUGGUGGUGGAAUUCUUGUUGGAAUCACACUAGCGACGAUUUCCAUCGUGCAGUCAAUACCUUCGGAAAUUCUUCCCCUGAAAUAUCGUGCACUGGCGAAUGGCUUUGCCUUCCUAGGUGGUGCUGUCGGAGGUCUAGUAGGAGGGCUAGGCGCUGGUGCAGUCACUAACGUGAACCCGGCAGGCUGGCGUAACAUCUUCUGGAUCAUGGCCGGCUUACAUGGAGCUACAUCUUUGGGCUUUUUCGCCUUCUACUGGCCCAAGAAACGCACCGAGUAUCCACGCAUGAGCUUUAAGGAGUAUGUCUGGGCUUGUGAUCCGAUCGGCAGUGUCCUGUUCAUCUCAGGCGCGACGCUCAUGCUACUGGCACUCAACUGGGCAGGGGGCGCUUACCACUGGAGCGACCCACACGUGUGUGCCAACCUGGUCGUGGGAAUUGUCUUGGUUUUGGCGUUCUGCGUCUACGAAUGGAAGGGAAGAACUGACGGCAUGGUCGCCCACGUGUUCUUCAGCACCGGGCCUAAUUUCUGGCUAGCCACAUUUGCUUUUGCUGUGGAGGGAUGGAUCUUCUAUUCUGCAGUAAAUUCGGUAACGCCGCAAAUAAUCCUGAACCUCGGAUUUGAAACAAACGCUUGGGACAUUGCUGUUCGACAGCUGUCGUAUCAGAUCCCAUCCUUGACAUUCUCUCUGGUUGUAACAUGGUGGGCAACGCGUUUCAAGGACCUGAGUAAGUAUAACUUCCAAACGAAAUUUCUUCAUCCAAGCUCAUGUGUCUUCGCAGAAUCCCCUUUGGUCUUCACGUACGUCGUCUUCCUCAUCACCACCAUUUGUUACGCAAAUAUCCGUCCUUCAUGGAACGUACCGCAACUCGUCUUUGCAGUCCUCGCCGGCAUCGGAACAUCAGGCCCGCUCACUCUGCUGGUCGCCUGCAUCCAGUUUACAGCGCCACAUGCCUUUCUCUCGACAGCUACUGGUCUUGCUUUCUCUGCACGCGCUAUUGGGGGUGCCUUUGGCUCCGCCGUCAUCAAUGCUAUAAUCAACGGACGCCUUAACUCGCAUUAUGCGUCUGACGUCGGUUCUGCCGCGACUACUGCCGGUCUUCCUACAUCUUCUCUCCCAGCCCUGCUGGAAGGCAUGGAGGCUGGGUCAUUCGCGGAUGUACCAGGUGUGAAUGACAUGAUUAUCAGGGCGGCUUUGGAGGCGAGCCACUGGUCGUACGCGAGGGCAUACAGACUGGGAUGGUGGAGCGUCGUCCCUUUUGUCGCGCUAGCAAUCGCAAGUGUGGCUUGUAUGUCCGGUGUGAAAGACCUCAUGACAGAGCAUGUCGAGGCCACUGUUGAACGAGACGUCGUGGAUGAUCAGGGGAAGGAGAAAGGCUUAGAAGGGAAGUGA
Paraphaeosphaeria sporulosa is the source of this 1809-nucleotide messenger RNA. RefSeq names its product MFS general substrate transporter. The transcript is spliced from 5 exons. Gene Ontology annotation, molecular function: transmembrane transporter activity. Bases 1 to 1809 code for a protein of 602 amino acids. Lineage: Eukaryota; Fungi; Ascomycota; Dothideomycetes; Pleosporales; Didymosphaeriaceae. The record is from RefSeq and is a predicted model, not a curated record. Gene Ontology annotation, biological process: transmembrane transport.